GAGCCUACGAUAACUGAUGGUCACAGCCACACAGUAGAGGAUGUUGGAGAAAAAAUGAUCUUACCUUGUCUUUUUGCUUGAAACUAUACUGAUUUGGGCAAAAAAAUAAAUAGAGUAUUUUAAAAUUGCUUUUUUUAAUACGGUCGGUGCGUAAACGGAUAUGCAUUUGUCACUACAGUUCGGCAUAUGACAGCCGCAUUAUGCUCGACUCGUCUCUCAACUUUAGGCUGCGGAAGAGAGGCUGCACCGUGGUUGUAGUUUUAGGUGUUAUUAAUCUCUUAGUGGCUUUAUUUUAUUUAAUGGGUUACUCGAAUGGGUCGUCAGCAAACAAACUAAUAAAGACACAGACGCGAAUUGAAACAGCUUUUAUUACCGUGACACUUCCACCGCAAGAUAAUGGACAACACGACCUUAAUAACAGAGUUGUAAUAUUGCGAACUCCGAAGUUUCAGGAUAUACCCAAUACAACUACUACAACCACUACAACAACGACUAACACUACAACAACUUUGUGGAAUAAGUUUGAAAAAUGUCCUGAUCCGUCUCCACAUCUGGUUGGGCCUCUCAGGGUGGAGUUCUCUACGCCUGUCAGCUUGGACACAGUGAGGAAGGAGAACCCAGGUCUGCAGGAAGGAGGUCGCUACAAACCACAUGACUGCGUCGCCCUCCAAAAGGUUGCUCUAAUCAUCCCCUUCCGCCAUCGUGACGAGCACCUCAAGUUCUGGCUCUACUACCUCCAUCCCAUCCUUCAGCGCCAACAGCUGGACUAUGGUGUCUACGUCAUCAAUCAGGAUGGAGACAACACAUUCAACAGGGCCAAGCUGAUGAACAUUGGCUAUGCUGAGGCCCUGAAAGAGUAUGACUACGACUGCUUUGUGUUCAGUGACGUGGACAUCAUCCCCAUGGAUGACCGCAACCCCUACAAAUGCUUCAGCCAGCCCAGACACCUGUCUGUCUCCAUGGACAAGUUUGGCUUCAAGUUGCCCUAUAACCAGUACUUUGGCGGUGUCUCAGCGUUAAGUAAGGAGCAGUUCCUGAAAAUCAACGGCUUUCCCAACAACUACUGGGGCUGGGGUGGUGAAGAUGACGACAUUUUCAACAGGUUGAGCUCCAGAGGAAUGUCCAUCUCUCGUCCAGAUGGCGAGGUCGGAAAAUGCCGGAUGAUCCGCCACGAGAGAGACAAACUGAACGACCCAAAUCCUCAGAGGUUUGACAGAAUACAACGCACGAGACUGACGAUAAAUACCGAUGGGAUCAGCUCUCUCAAGUACGAAGUCAUCAAAGUGGAAAAGGAUGCUCUGUUCACGAAUAUCACAGUAGAUGUGGGGAAACCUUAGUGAAAGUGGAUGAAUGUUAGUAGUUAUUUUGCACAUCACUUAUCACAAGGUGGUGGGCAGAGAAAGCACAGCGGAACCAUGGAAUGCAGUACUGAGAAUGCUCUGAAUUCUCCGGGAACACGUGUAUUUAUUGUGGAAACAAAUGGAGAGCACUUGGAUAAAUAGGAUGGCACAGCAAGACCUCAUAAAUAUCAGAGUGGAUCAAAAUGUUUGAUCAACAUGUUUGACUUUUAAUGGCAGUACAAAAGGGAAGGUGCGUGGGACAAAGAAGUUAUUUUAUAUAUCAUUUGUAAUGAGUUGUCUUUGUGUAAUUCUGUAAGGGAGAACUACUUGGUUUAAAUGUGUAUAUAAGUUGUAUAAAUAUGCAUAUAGUUAAUACAUAUUUUAUAUAUUGUUUCUUCUUUCAUUUUCGGCUAAGAUAUUUGAGAUGAUUGCGGUUUAAUAUAUUUUUUGCGGAAAUGUUUCCCAUAUUUGAAACUGUGUGAAAGGUCUUAAUCACAAUCUAAAAGCAACGAUUGGUUUGGUUACUUAUAUAUGUUUCUAAAAACAUCAGUCGAUACCCACUUGUUUGCUGUGAUUCUGUACAUUCACUACCUGUGACAUGAUCACUUCCAUGCUUCUUUACAUUCAAACCCUAUUCAGUACCUGUAUGAAUGAUCACUUCCAUGCUUCUUUACAUUCAAACCCUAUUCAGUACCUGUAUGAAUGAUCACUUCCAUGCUUCUUUACAUUCAAAACCUAUUCAGUACCUGUAUGAAUGAUCACUUCCAUGCUUCUUUACAUUCAAAACCUAUUCAGUACCUGUUACAUGAAUGAUCAAUUCCUUGUUUCUGCAGCGUACAAAUCAGUCGGGAACAAACAUACGACUGACCAUCACAAUAUGUCUGUAUGGUCAGUCUCAGUCCCCGCCCAUUUGGCUUAUCUUUAAUGUGUAGAAAUACUGGUUUGGUGAGCAGAACACUGUGGACCCAACCUGUCACUUUAUUUCAUGUGACUGGAAGCAAAAGCCUACUGCCUGGUUUUCAGUCAUAGGAAUAGAACAGGGAGAAGUUAUUGAAUAAAUCAAAUGUUUACAUUUGAAAUAUUCAAAAUCUAUUUUUAUUGAAUACAUUUUACUUUAUUUGUCCUGUUGGGCUAUUGAAUAUAUUCAUUUAUAAUAGUUAAAAUUAUUGGAAUACAUGUUUAAUUGAAUUUAUUUAAUUUCAAGUCUCCAAUUGGGGACUCCAAAAAGUGACUACAGACCUAGCUCUGUUUUUGAUUUCCGUCCUGUUACAAGGAAAUCAGUAACGGAUUAAUUUGUGGUUAGUCAAAUAAUUUGAAGAAAUACUAGUGAAUCAGUCUUGGGAAAUCCCAGACCUAGGGCAACAUUGUUCACAUUGUGGGAGGCAACCCGUGUGCCAAGGGAGACUAGAGUAUUAUUAAUUUAGAAGUUAAUCAUUUCCUUUUCCCCCGUCACCUCACAAAUUGGAACUUGACCAUAUAACUGGGCAAUAGUUCAGGUGUGAUAAAAGUAGGUCUUGUAAGACUUGUUAAGUUGAUUGUGUUGUCAAGAAAGCAGAGCAGUGCGUUAUCACAGAUAGACCUCUCACCGAGGUAAAGACAGUUUCAGGUUGGAUAUUCCACGAAUAUUCGCCUGUACUUUUCAUUACGUCCACCAACAGCAGUUAGGGACCGUCAACAUAGUGACAAAUCAAAUUUUUCACAUUUCAAUAGCUCUUUAACCAUAACUCCUAAAACUUUCAAAACGGGUUGUAGCUAACCCGAUGGCAUAGACACAUUGCACACAAUUUUUUUUUGUUGAUUUACAUUUCGCACUAUUUUCAAUUAUUUAUUUACAUUUUUGA
Messenger RNA from Salvelinus namaycush (lake trout), 3181 nucleotides. RefSeq names its product beta-1,4-galactosyltransferase 1-like. The coding region runs from base 201 to 1337 and encodes 378 amino acids. Lineage: Eukaryota; Metazoa; Chordata; Actinopteri; Salmoniformes; Salmonidae. The record is from RefSeq and is a predicted model, not a curated record. Gene Ontology annotation, biological process: carbohydrate metabolic process; protein N-linked glycosylation. Gene Ontology annotation, molecular function: cytoskeletal protein binding; beta-N-acetylglucosaminylglycopeptide beta-1,4-galactosyltransferase activity. The transcript is spliced from 6 exons.